AUGAGCGAGGAACAGGACCCACUACUGAAUGCGUUGGGCGGGGACGAUCAGGGAGAGCCCGCUGCGGGCCGUGAGAGCGAGCAGCGGGGGCAGGAUGCUGCGAGUGCUGGUGGAGCGGCGGCCGACCUUGAGGCUGCCGCUGCCGCUGCGCCGCCGCCAGACCCUGUGCAGGAGGCGAGGAACAAAGCGCUGAGCCAAUUGAAGAAGAAGCUGAUGGAGCACAGGAGGUACGACGACCAGUUGAAGAGCCGUCGCCAGAAUAUCCGCGAUCUGGAGAAGGACUACAACAAGACGGAGACGGAUAUCAAGGCGCUGCAGAGCAUUGGGCAGCUGAUAGGGGAGGUCAUGAAGGAGCUGUCCACGGAGAAGUACAUCGUGAAGGCGAGUUCCGGCCCCAGGUACAUUGUCGGGGUGAGGAACUCCGUCGACAGGACGAAGUUGAAGAAAGGUGUCAGAGUGACGCUGGAUAUCACGACUUUGACGAUCAUGCGGAUUCUUCCAAGGGAGACGGACCCGCUCGUGUACAACAUGACCUCGUUUGAACAGGGGGAGAUAACCUUUGACGGGAUCGGUGGGUUGACUGAGCAAAUCCGCGAGUUGAGAGAGGUCAUUGAGCUGCCGUUGAAGAACCCGGAGAUUUUCCAAAGAAUUGGGAUCAAACCGCCCAAGGGUGUGCUUUUGUACGGUCCCCCCGGUACAGGUAAAACGCUUCUUGCGAAGGCCGUUGCCGCGACCAUUGGGGCCAAUUUCAUUUUCUCGCCAGCGUCUGGAAUCGUUGACAAGUACAUCGGUGAAUCCGCUAGAAUCAUCAGAGAGAUGUUUGCGUACGCUAAGGAGCACGAACCUUGUAUCAUCUUCAUGGACGAGAUCGACGCCAUCGGUGGGAGAAGAUUUAGCGAGGGUACCUCUGCGGAUCGUGAAAUCCAAAGAACUCUGAUGGAGUUGCUAUCGCAGAUGGAUGGGUUCGACAACUUGGGCCAAACAAAGAUCAUCAUGGCUACGAACAGACCGGACACUCUUGACCCUGCACUGCUGAGACCUGGGAGACUGGACAGGAAGAUCGAGAUCAACUUGCCCAACGAGGCCGGCAGGUUGGAGAUCUUCAAGAUUCACACGGCCAACGUCAAGAAACACGGUGAGUUCGACUUUGACGCCGCGGUUAAGAUGAGCGACGGGUUCAACGGUGCCGAUAUCAGGAACUGUGUUACUGAAGCUGGGUUCUUCGCCAUCAGAGACGACAGAGACCAUAUAAUCCCAGAGGACAUGAUGAAGGCUGUCCGGAAGGUCUCCGAGACGAAGAAACUGGAAGGUACAAUCGAGUACCAGAAGUUAUGA
Huiozyma naganishii CBS 8797 is the source of this 1335-nucleotide messenger RNA. It is a transcript of the gene RPT4, whose product is annotated as proteasome regulatory particle base subunit RPT4. The transcript has a single exon. Gene Ontology annotation, cellular component: cytosolic proteasome complex; proteasome regulatory particle, base subcomplex. Lineage: Eukaryota; Fungi; Ascomycota; Saccharomycetes; Saccharomycetales; Saccharomycetaceae. The coding region runs from base 1 to 1335 and encodes 444 amino acids. Gene Ontology annotation, molecular function: ATP binding; ATP hydrolysis activity; proteasome-activating activity. The record is from RefSeq and is a predicted model, not a curated record. Gene Ontology annotation, biological process: positive regulation of RNA polymerase II transcription preinitiation complex assembly.